Molecule: messenger RNA, 1275 nt
Organism: Microthlaspi erraticum
Lineage: Eukaryota; Viridiplantae; Streptophyta; Magnoliopsida; Brassicales; Brassicaceae
Source: the annotation of a GenBank genome assembly
AUGGGGGAAGAAGAGCAAAACCCUAACUCGAUCUACAUUCCUCAUGAGCUGCUGGAACAAAUGGUAAUUCGACUGCCCUUGAAAUCGAUCCAAAAAUGGAGAACAGUCUCAAAAGAAUGGAGAUCAAUCCUGGAGUCGAGGAGGUUCGGUGAUAAGCACAUGAGUCUUCGAAAGAGCCGGAAACUCUUGGCUGCUUACAACUGCGACUGCGGCGGGCGGCUUCGUCGCCUCCCCGACUCCGAGUCACGGUUCAAAGGAGACGAAGAGAUCGUCUAUAUCCACUGCGACGCCCCAAGACUCUCGUUGACAUGCGACGGCUUGGUCUGCUUCCUUGAACACGAUUGGGUCAUCGUUUUAAACCCGUCGACAAGACAACUCCGACGAUUCCCUUCCGGCUUAACGCCCCACCAUACGUUCAGAUAUGUCUUCGGACGUUGGCCCCUUUUCCCUCGAGGAUAUUGGGCAAUGGGAUUCGGUAGAGACAGAGUUACAGGAAGGUAUAAAGUGGUGAGGAUGUGUUUUACUUUCCGAAAGAUUAACCAAAAAUAUCCUGACGUGGAAUGUGGUGUUGCUGAUGUUGUAACUGGUGAAUGGAAGAAACUGCUGAGCUCACCUUCUAAUGUGGUCAAAGUGGAAAAGAAAUCGGCCACUGUGAAUGGAUUAGUGUAUUGGUUAGGCCUUAAGAAAGGACAGAUGGAGAUGGAUUACAAAAUAAUAGCCUUGGAUCUUCACAAAGAAGAGUUCAUAGACGUAUCUGUUCCGGCUCAAUGGGUCUCGCGGGAAACGCAGAUAGUGAACCUUGAGGACCACCUAGCCAUAGCCAACACGAUAGCUAAGCCUUAUUGGGUUCUAGAGAUCUGCAUCAUGGGUAGAGAAGAUAAAAGGUGGAGAAAGGUUUACACCAUUACUUUACAUAGGUUUACACCAUCAGUUUAUUUCACGCCUGUGGCGGUUUCUAAGCGAGGGAAUCUUGUCUUCUAUGACAAUGAGAAGAGACUGUUCAAAUAUUAUCCACGGCCAGAUGAGUUUCGUUGUCUAUCGUUAGACACUUGUGUCAUAUCUCGUUACGUGGAGAAUUUGGUUCCGUUUCCUUUAAAGCCAAGCCAUACGUAUCCUAAUCAGGUAAAUUCGGAUUCUAAGAAGAGGACUUCCAUCUGCCGCUUGUUUUCGAGAAGUUGUUGGAUAACCAAAGUUUUGCAAUGGAAUGGAUAUAGGAUCCUGGAUAUUCUGUUUACCUCUCUAGUAAUAGUUGGUUAUGUUUGGUGUCCUCUCUAA